CAAAAACAUGACAAAAUACAAGUCGAUCAAAUGAGAGGCCAGUAAUGAUAUCCCAACGGCCAAAGCCAAAUCAGUGAGUUGAAACAGUUUAUAAAAGCUCCCUCAAUUCUCACAAGCUCCUCCAUGUUCUUUUAGACAUGGCCUUGAAGAAGAUAGCUCUGCUUCUGUUUGUUAUGUUUACCUUGUUUUUGUUGAAGGUUUCUAAUGCAGCUGUGUACAAAGUUGGAGACUCUGGUGGCUGGACGACCCUUGGCAAUAUUGAUUACAACAAAUGGGCUUCUUCCAAAACCUUUCAGAUUGGUGACACCAUCCUUUUCCAGUACCAUGUUCAGAUUCACAAUGUGAUGAAUGUGACACAUGCUAUGUACACAGCAUGCAAUGCUUCAGCCCCUUUAGCCACUUACACCACCGGCAAUGACUCCAUCACGAUUAAAACCGAAGGGCACCAUUACUUCCUCUGUGGCAUCCCGGGACACUGCCAAGCCGGACAAAAGGUUGACAUCAACGUGCUCGCUACAAGCGGUCAACCUGCUGCAGCUCCUUCGGUGCCCCCUCCUUCUGUCCCUGCAGCAAAAGCUCCUGGGCCUUCUUCUAGUAAUGCUGUGUCAUUGAAACCUUUGAAAUCUCUUCUGGGUAAGUUUGCCUUGACAAUGGUAGCAGUUCUGCUAUGUUUGUCUUCAGGCCUUAAUUAGCGUAGCUUGUGGGCUCUUUGGAGGUCUAGUUAUAUAUAUUGAACUCUAUUUUGAGGCCUCUGUACUGGAAUUAUCUUCAGUAUUGUAACCUGUAAUUUUUCUUUUUAUGUUCUGUUCCUGCAACAAUGUUGAAAAUAUAGUGAAAUGGAUGCUCUUUUACUACA
Mangifera indica (mango) is the source of this 856-nucleotide messenger RNA. Its product is annotated as mavicyanin-like. Bases 138 to 692 code for a protein of 184 amino acids. The transcript has 2 exons. Gene Ontology annotation, molecular function: electron transfer activity. The record is from RefSeq and is a predicted model, not a curated record. Gene Ontology annotation, cellular component: plasma membrane. Lineage: Eukaryota; Viridiplantae; Streptophyta; Magnoliopsida; Sapindales; Anacardiaceae.